GGUAUAUAAGAGCGGCUUGCUCCUCCAACAAAUCAUCAUCGUCAUCGACACCAUGGCCUUCCUCUGGAUCGUUUCCUGCCUCGCCUUCGUCAGCGCCGCCUACGGCUGCGGCACCCCCGCCAUCCCUCCCCAGGUGUCUGGCUACGCCCGCAUCGUCAACGGUGAGGAGGCCGUGCCUCACUCCUGGCCCUGGCAGGUGUCCCUGCAGCAAUCCAGCGGCUUCCACUUCUGUGGAGGAUCUCUGAUCAACGAGAACUGGGUUGUUACCGCUGCUCACUGCAACGUCAGGACCUACCACAACGUGGUCCUUGGAGAGCACAACAAGGGAUACGGCUCUAAUGAGGCUAUUCAGAAACUGAAGCCCGCCAAGGUGUUCACCCACCCCGGCUGGAACCCAUCAACCAUCAACAACGACAUCAGCCUGAUCAAGCUGUCCAGCCCCGCUCGCCUGGGAUCCAACGUGUCUCCCGUCUGCCUCGCCGACUCCUCUGACAACUUCCCCGCUGGCAUGACCUGCGUCACCUCCGGAUGGGGUCUGAUGCGCUACAACGCUCCCAGCACUCCCAACCAGCUGCAGCAGGCCGCUCUUCCCCUGCUCUCCAACACUCAGUGCAAGUCCCACUGGGGUAGCAACAUCUCCGACGUGAUGAUCUGCGCUGGUGGAGCUGGAGCCACCUCCUGCAUGGGAGACUCUGGCGGUCCCCUGGUCUGCCAGAAGGACAACGUCUGGACUCUGGUCGGUAUCGUGUCCUGGGGAAGCAGCCGUUGCUCCACCUCCACUCCCGCCGUCUACGCCCGUGUCACCGAGCUCCGUGGCUGGGUUGACCAGAUCCUUGCUGCCAACUAAAUCCUCACAGGCAACGCCGUUAUCACCGACCCCACCUGACCGUGGGCAGUCACACUUUGGAGUGUGUGGACAAUGAAUGACAAUAAAAAAACAUUUAAAUGUA
This is a messenger RNA of Labrus bergylta (ballan wrasse), 950 nucleotides long. The record is from RefSeq and is a predicted model, not a curated record. NCBI's taxonomy places the organism in Eukaryota, Metazoa, Chordata, Actinopteri, Labriformes, Labridae.